Molecule: messenger RNA, 5063 nt
Organism: Paramuricea clavata
Lineage: Eukaryota; Metazoa; Cnidaria; Anthozoa; Malacalcyonacea; Plexauridae
Source: the annotation of a GenBank genome assembly
AUGGUUUUAAAAAACACUUUAGAUGGAAAGAAAAUUCUAGUUAAGAUUGGACGCUUCAUAAUUAACAUGUUACUUCUUUUUUCAAUUUUGAAACUGUCUGUGAAAGUUAAUCGAAACGCUAAUAAGACCCAAAUUACAUCAGGAAACAUUUUAAUCUGCCCCGAACUUGUUUCUCUGCCCGAAAAACUAUGCUAUGUUUGGGUUUCCACCCGUGAUGUUGUUUUCAGAAAGUAUAACUUACCAUGCAAUAACCAGCAUCGCUACGGCUUAAACUUACAAAUUAACCGCAAGAUCUCACAUGCGUCUAUACUACUCUUGCUUGCCGGAGAUAUCGCAACGAAUCCUGGACCUUACAAACACACGAAUCGUGAAAACCAGUUCGUAAAAUGUCUCGCACUCAAUGCUCGAAGUCUGAUGAGUUUACAUAAAACCAACAUCGGAAACAAUUUGACAGAUACUAACAUUGAACGCUUCCAGAACUUGGUCUAUUCUGAAGAUCCCGAUAUCUUUUGUGUCAACGAAACGUGGCUUAAUGAGGAUAUUAAAAACUCUGAAAUUCUGCAUUCGGGAUAUGACAUAUUCAGGAACGAUCGCGGAUCUCGUGGUGGUGGAGUACUGUUAGCGAUAAAGAUUUCAUCAUUUAAAUCAGUGCGGGAAAUUCAACAUGGUCAUGAUUUGGAGAUCUCCAUGGCUGAAAUAACAACCACUUCAAACGCAAGUUUAUUAAUUUGUUCUUGUUAUCGUCCACCAAACUCAGAUCAUAGCUGGUUGGACAAGUUCAAUAACUUUAUGAGUGAUGUUUGUUCACAACACUCAAACAUUGUGCUUGCAGGAGAUUUCAAUAUGCCACGUAUAUCAUGGGACUCGCCAGAGAAAACAUCAGGUAGUAACGAAAAUACCUUCGUAGAACUGCUCCAUGACCAUUUCUUGGAACAACUAAACACCGCACCUACUAGAGAUAAUAACACGUUAGAUCUCGUUCUUACCAAUAUUCCCAACAAAGUCAAAAUAUGUGAAAUUUUGUCUCCCACUCAAGCAGAACUUUUCACCGAUCACAACAUUAUUGUGUUUGAAUUUUCAAUGUGUUAUAAUCAACUACCAAAGAUACGCAGAACUGUCUAUAAUUAUCGUCAAGGUGAUUUUGCUGGCUUACGAACUUCCCUUGAAUGUCUAAAUCUGGAUUCCCUGAUUACAACCGACGACAAUAUCAACCACGACUGGCAACAAUGGAAGAAGGCGUUCCUAGAAGCAGUAUCCCAACACACACCAUCAGUGAGAGUAAAGGGUCGCAACUAUGUACCGUGGAUGAAUUCUACAAUUCUACAUAACAUCAAGAAGAAAAACUCUCUCCGCCUCAGAAUUAAGAAAUCCCCUACACCUACUGAAUAUCUCCUGGAAAAAUUCAAAACCCUUCGUAGUUCCAUCAAGAGUAUGUUACGUAACAGUCGCUCCAAAUAUUUCGACUCUAUUUGUUCCAGCCGUGCACUUAAUCCCAAACGCUUCUGGUCCCUGUUCAAGUUCAAUAAUAAGACACGGAACAUUCCUCAAAAGCUCUCGGUGAAAGUAACUGAAACCAAAAGAACAUCCGCAGGAAAUCCAGCAGAUAUUGCUACGCUCUUCAACAACUACUUCACAUCUAUAUUUACUACCGAUCCAAAUAUCGAAAACUACAGCCCUGACGCUCUUCCAUAUCAGUCUAACAAUACUAUCAUCGAGGAUAUUACCCUUUCGGAAGCCGAUGUUUUCUCCGUAUUGCAUAAUCUCGACAUUAAUAAAGCUCAAGGUCCAGAUGGGAUUCCUGCACGAUUAUUAAAAGAAACAGCUCGCCAAAUUGCUCCAUCACUAACCGCCCUGUUUAAUAAAUCUCUGAACACUGGUGUGUUACCAUUCGACUGGAAACUAGCAAAUGUUGUUCCCGUCCACAAAAAAGACAACAAAGAGCACGUAGAAAACUAUCGACCAAUUUCGCUUCUUUCGCUUAUCUCGAAAGCAUUGCAAAGAUGCGUGUUCAAUAAGAUCAAAGACCACGUUUUCGAACAGAUUAACAACGGUCAACAUGGCUUUGUUCCUCGGAAGUCCUGUGUUACACAGCUCAUUGAAGUCUUUGAGUAUAUUGGUCGUGAGCUGGAUCUUGGGAAACAAGUUGAUGUGAUGUACUUGGAUAUGUCCAAGGCGUUUGAUCGAGUAAGUCACAUGCAACUGUUGAAACGACUUCGUGAUUUUGGAUUCGGUGGCAAUAUUCUUAACUGGUUUAGAUCUUACCUCAAGGACCGUCGGCAGCAGACUACAGUACUUGGUGCAACAUCAUCAGCACUACCAGUAACCUCUGGAGUUCCCCAAGGCUCAAUCCUUGGACCACUGCUGUUCCUAUUAUAUCAGAAUAAUCUCCCCAACUCCAUCAACCACUCGAAGAUCGCGACGUUUGCUGACGACACAAAGAUUUACAAGGUGAUAAACGCGAAGGUUGAUGCAUCCGCUAUGGAGAAUGAUCUUGCGAAUUUUCAAACCUCCUCUGCCAAUUCUAAUCUUCUCCUCAACACAGAUAAAUGUAAGACACUUCGAAUUACUAGAAAACGCAACAAAAUCGACCAUACUUACAAGUUGCAAGAUUCCGCUCUGAAAACCACAGAUUGCGAACGUGACCUUGGCGUCUGGACCUCCUCCACCCUCGCAUGGUCGAAACAAGUCCUCCACCAGUGCGCCCAAGCCAACAAAUCCCUCGGGUAUAUUCGACGGUCCACGAUCAAAAUCAAGACCAUCUCUGUUCGUCGGACUCUAUAUCUUACCCUCGUUCGUUCCCACCUCGCAUACGCGUCCCAAGUUUGGGCUCCACAAACUGUUGACCUCAUUAAGCGUACAGAACGCGUUCAACGACGUGCGUCGAAGUACAUAUUGAACCUACCGUUCUUCUGUGACAUCAACUAUAACCAUCGUCUCUCAACAUUAAAUCUACUACCUCUGUGUUACUGGCACGAGUACCUAGACAUAUUGUUCCUUUUCAAAUCACACCAUGACAUUAUUAACCUAAGCAGCGACAUACUACCACAGAAUAGAAAAUAAGACCAGAAGCCUCACUCAGCCAAAAUUAUGUCCGAGAUUUUUUAUGCGCAGGCGCGAGCCAGCAAGUGUAAUCCACGCCAUAAAACGCGAGCAAUUACGCCAUCAAUUGCCAUUACCAGGUAAUAAAGAUUGCUGUUUUAACCGUUUUGCUGACGAACGCUGACGUGAUGUUCGCAGCAAGUGUCACACACGUCAUCUAGCGUGCGAAAUUCGUGAUCCGCAAGGCGAAAAUCGCGGACACGAAAAUGUUAAGGAAAGGUGUACAGUGAGACUUCUGGUCGAUUAUAUAUUCUAUGAUACUACCACACCCUCAAAAUUCAUGUCAACGUACCCAAUCUACAAACCCUAACUGCCUACAAUUUCAGACUUCAGCAUGCAAAACAUCUACCUAUCAAAAAUCAUACCUAAUAAGGACUACUAGAGUCUGGAACACACUGCCAAUGGAUUUAACUAUUAAUAGCAUGGCAACUUUAAAGGACUUUAAAAAUAAGUUAUUAAUCUAUUAUAAAACAGCACUAGAUAAAUGUUAUGACGUUGACGAUCCACGAACAUGGAAAUCGGUCUGCUUAAAAUGCAACCAAGCUCGCGACCUGACAAGGCCGAUAACGUGUUGUUUUUAGAUUUAGUUUUCAGAAGUACCUUUUCACAUUGGUAUCUAUGGGGCCUAUUCAGGGUUUUGCUGAAGGUUUAGGAUUGUGAGGGUUUCAAACGUCUUCUGACUCAGUCAGCUUCCAAAAAUGGAAGUGGUUCUGCGGGUCGCAAUGUGAAAAGUUGCAUCUGAUAGUUCGUUAGUAAUUGAUUCUUUCUAUGUACGUAUAUAGUGUAUUUGUCUAACGUUUAGGGAUCGCAGUAACGGGUCAGUAAUAGGCGCAAGCUGUUGCGAUUGCCCUGCCAGUUUUUUGUGUUAACGUUGUUUAAAUCUGGCAAAGUUAAUAAAUAAAUAAAUAAAUAAUCAGCCAGCCAAUUACAUAUUUCCAACAAUACAUAUGAUUCUUGUAUUUCUUGAAAUUGUGCUUGGCUAAGUUGGAUUUAAUAUGCAAAUUACCAACCAGAAACGGUAUGACAUAACAUGAUGUCUUUCAAAAUUAAGUAAAGCAAUACAAAAUUUUCAUGUAAGAAUAUAUUUUGUAGCAAUACGAACAAAAAUAUAAAAAUAACUCAAAUCUAAUACAGUGUAUAAACUAGAGUAAUUCAGCUUGAAUGUUGAAUUGCGUAAAAAAGUUGAAUGUUGAAUUGUGUGAAAAGUUGAAUGUUCAAUUGUGUGAAAAGUUGAAUGUUCAAUUGUGAAAAGUUGAAUGUUGUAUUAAGAAUUGAACAAAAUACACAAACUAGGAUCACAAAUAGAAAACUUGAAUUUUGGCGGAAAUAUGACGUCAUAGUUUCGGACGAUCUGGGAUCGACUUUCUUGUACUCAACAACCAGUGGCAGCGGAACAGAUUUUAUUUUGGGGGCUAAUCAGUUCCAGCUUAGUUGGGACUCAUAGUUACGUUUUUCAGUGCAAACAAUACCCAAACAUAGCACACAGAACAUGAUUUAACUGUAACAGAGUAGUAUAACAAGAAUGCCAUUUUCUCCACUUUCCGGCACUGAGUUGAAGAAUUUGGAUGAAAAUAAUGCUCCCGUCUAAUAAUGCCCCCAAUGUGCUUCCCUAGCUGGCCGUCAAAGUUAUUCACCUCAACGCUUCGCGUUUCGUUGAAUAUAUCAGGGUUGGCAGGUUCUUGCACAUGCUCGGAGCCAAACAAGUAGCCCUAGUAGCCGAAAUCUAUCACAAGAGGCCAAAUAAUUGGAUUUUUUGAAUCCUGAUUGUCCUGAUUGGCUUGAAUUACAACCAGGUUACUUCUGACAGAAUUCAAAAAUAAUUCUAAAUUGUGAAUCCUUCAAGCGGGAAAGUGGAAACAUCAAAACAAACAUGGCGGACUUGAUUAACUUUGUUUCUAAGUCAGAUUUGGACACAAGGAAGGCACAGCGUCGCGCAGAAAGAGAGGCAGUGUUACGUAAAGUAA